This is a messenger RNA of Scleropages formosus (Asian bonytongue), 1072 nucleotides long. RefSeq names its product pre-mRNA processing factor 38A (gene prpf38a). The record is from RefSeq and is a predicted model, not a curated record. The transcript has 10 exons. The coding region runs from base 66 to 995 and encodes 309 amino acids. Lineage: Eukaryota; Metazoa; Chordata; Actinopteri; Osteoglossiformes; Osteoglossidae.
UUGCGCCGGAAGUUGAGAGAAUUGUAUCGGAAAACGCUACUUGACUUGUGGUUUGUUGUAGAAAAAUGGCAAACAGGACUGUAAAGGAUGCACAUAGCAUACAUGGCACAAAUCCGCAGUACUUGGUUGAAAAGAUCAUUCGAACGCGAAUCUAUGAGUCGAAAUAUUGGAAGGAAGAGUGUUUCGGGCUUACGGCCGAGCUGGUGGUGGAUAAGGCCAUGGAGCUGAAGUACGUGGGCGGUGUUUACGGUGGGAACAUCAAGCCCACGCCGUUCCUGUGCCUCACCCUGAAGAUGCUGCAGAUCCAGCCAGAGAAAGACAUCAUCGUCGAGUUUAUCAAGAACGAGGAUUUCAAGUAUGUACGUUUGCUUGGUGCCAUGUACAUGAGGCUCACUGGCUCGUCAGUGGAUUGCUACAAGUACCUGGAACCCCUGUACAAUGACUACCGGAAAAUUAAAACCCAGAACAGAAAUGGAGAGUUUGAGCUGAUGCACGUGGAUGAGUUUAUUGACGAGCUGCUGCAUGGUGAGAGAGUGUGUGAUGUCAUCCUGCCUAGGCUUCAGAAGCGGCAAGUUCUGGAGGAAGCAGAACUCUUGGAGUCCCGCAUCAGCGCUUUGGAGGAAGAUCUGGAUGAAGUGGAGACCAGUGAUGAUGAAGAUGAGGAGGAAGAAGUGAAGCCCGAGAGAGGCCAGUCUCAGGAACCACACCGACGGGGUUACCGUGACAACGACCGACCCCGGCGUUCACCUUCUCCGCGUUACAGACGCAGCCGAUCUCCAAGACGGAGGAGCAGGUCACCGAAAAGGCGAAGCCCUUCACCAAGGAGGGAGCGCCACCGUAGUAAGAGCCCACGACGACACCGCAGUCGGUCCCGAGAGAGGCGGCACCGCUCUAAAUCUCCAGGUCAUCACAGGAGUCACAGGCACAGGAGUCAUUCCAAGUCUCCAGAAAGAUCAAAGAAGAGUCACAAGAAAAGUCGAAGAGGAAACGAGUGAAUUUUUUAAAUUGUGUACCCUACCGUUACCUUUUUGUACAGUCUGCAUUUUGUGGAAAGCUUUCAGUUUUUCUAUUU